This is a messenger RNA of Dicrocoelium dendriticum, 165 nucleotides long. Lineage: Eukaryota; Metazoa; Platyhelminthes; Trematoda; Plagiorchiida; Dicrocoeliidae. The record is from the annotation of a GenBank genome assembly.
AUGCCCAUCGUACCAGAAGUCCUUUCGGAUCUUUCGUUGUCAUCAACCAUGAGAGCGGUUUGUGAUAUGUCAUCACGUGAACCUCAUUCGCCAAGAGGUCUGUUCACCACCUUUUCAUGGCCCAAACGAUCGCAAGUCAUUCUUUUUCCGUCGUGGAGUAUUUAU